ACAAAUUGUUUUGUAGGUUGACUGCAUCAUCGUUCGAUAUCAGUUUACAUUUGAUGACAAUAUUUAUCUCGAGAAUUGAAUUACACAAUGUUUACAACGUAUAUGUAAUCUUUUUGCUGAUUGAGUGCUAUAUGUGAGUAUGUUGUUUGGAAAUUGAUAAUUUUGAUUAACAAGACCAUUACACAUUGUGUUGAUUACAAUUGUGUGGUUAAAGUGGAUUUAGAUACAAUUCACUGUUCUCUUUUUCUAUUACCGGUUUAUCAAUUUAUCAAACGGUGAUUUUCUAUUUUACACUUUAUUAUAAUAAAUAGGAAAUUUGUAACGGGUGUGCGAGUAAUCUUUUGUUUGAUGAUAUUCCUGGUACAAAUCAUCAGACGUAUCAAUUAAGUCAAUAUUGUAGGCCGUAUAUAUGGCAACGUUUGUAGUUAUCUUUCAAUUGCUCACAGAUCCAUUGAGCCGUGUAUGCAAACCUAUGUAAGUAAAAUAAUUGUAGUACGUGUUACUAUGUACUAGUGCAAGUGACUACAAAAGUCUACUUGGCGAUAACAACGAGGCGUUCGAACAAAUAAGCGGCAUUACAUCAAAGCGGCAUAACACGCUAACGGAAAUGCAGUUUUUGCGCGUCUCUUUGUGUAUCAAUUUUAGAUAAAUCAAAUGGAAUUGAUCAUACAGGUGACAUCUUUUUAUUAGUAACAAUAAGGACUAGAUGAACGUAGCGAAAGAGUUAAAUUAUCCGCAUAGUUACACCGGUGAUUUUUUUCAGUGUUUAUUCAUCGACGCUAAGAUAUUUUAGUUGAUGAUUCGAUUUAAUCUUGUUGCAAUCUCUUCUUCCGAAUCAUGCGUACCGAUUUCCUUGCUCAUGCAUCAGAGAAUCGCUUUGUCCCGGUAGUGAAAGAAACGAAAGUAAUUGAAGCAACUACAUAUAUCGAUAAAAAGACAAGAGUCCUUCGUCUUUCGUGUUUCUUUGUAACGUUGAAAUGUUAAAUCGGUACAGGAGAAGAAGAGAAGAAACUGAUCGGUAGCACAAGCCGGCUUUACGAACACGUCCGGGGGACCCCGCGUAACCAGCCUGUGAUUGGUCGAGCCGUGUACCACGUGGCGUCGUAGCUCGGGUGGGGAUUGGCUAGUACGUCUGCGCACCGCGGGCGAAAGCGGCGAGUUUUGUUCUAGUAUUUACCCCGCGGUGUAAAGUUGGCUCUCGCGCUCUCCGGUGUCCUUAAGUCACGUUCCAUUGUCCGCGUCGUUUGUCCAAGUGCAUUUUUCAAUCGUACAGUAUCCACGGUUGUUCCCGGUCCUCGUGGGUUUCAGUGGUGAACACGCCGUACGAAAUAGUGCGCCAUGUUCGCGCCGCGAGUGGCGUGCGAUGCACCGGCUAGCGUGGCAAGUGAUGGGUUUUCAUCGUGACGCAGUUAGUGUGUGCAUAUAAACACCAUCCUGGAGUUUAUUCGUCUUGUGAAUGUGUGGAUAGUGUGUGAUUUACGCGUUCCUGUCGUUAGGAAGGCAAAAGUCUAACGGUUGGAAAACAACGAGGCGAAAGCACGCUGUGGGACUGUGGAAUGCACGCUGACAGAAAGAGGACACUUGGCGGCCGGAAGGGUUCGAGGGUAGAGCCAUGAGGGCCAGCGUGGAAUUACGGAAAGAAGGUUUACAGUUCGGUGAAACGGUUAAUGAGUGGAAAUCACCGAACACGGCUGGCUACGUCUCUGUCUCCCCUGGCUGGAGAUGAGCACGAAGGAGCUGAGCACGAUGACAACCACGAUGAGUACUACGAGCACUUUACGAUCAUCACCGAAGCUCGAUGUCGCAGCCGAGGACGACGAAGAGCCACCGACCCCGUUCGAAUCCCUGGACAUGGACCUGGUGAACGGACCGAAUCCAUGGCUUCCGGCCUACGGUUUCCAGCUACAACAUCGUACCCACUUCCAGUCUACACACGAGGAUCUACGGGCUAAUGAUACGGUGCUGGUGCAACAGGUGGAUUUUUUAGAGACCAUUCUAGAAGAAACAUCCGACGAUUUGCAAAGCGAUUCUGACCGUAGCGGGACCACUUAUUGGGUCGGUUCUGAUUCCGAGACUGAAAGUGUGAUACACAUUAGAGCGAAGCAGAAAUUAGCAGACGACCGGCUGGAUGGCAGCGGAAGCGACUGCAACUCGGUGGUGCCUAAGAAGAGGCGCCGGAAGUACAAUGGUACCAGCGAUCGCGAUCAUCAGGUGAGCUUGGACGACGAUUAUCCAGCAUCGCCCAGGUCGUCGAGAUCAUCCGCGUCGUCGAGAUCGAGUUCCCUCCUACAAUUCGAGUCUUUGGAGAGGACUUGUGCCACCUUGUCGCCUUCCAGCUACAGCUUCGAUUCUCUGGAAUAUCCUAACCGUUCGAAUCCCUGUCAUCCCGAGAACACGUCGCCGGACAGUCUGGAACAGGACUACGAUAAGGUUCUGCCGAACGGAUUCGGGAGUACCGUAGAUCAUUUCUCGAGGAUCAGGCCUUAUCGUAGUUUCGAGAGUCUGGAUACGUGUCAGAAGGAGGAGGGAUUCGGCAAUGGGGGUCUGACUAAUGGAUUCACACCCUUGUACCUGAAACGAAAUACGGAUCUGUCCAGGACCAGAAACAAUAGGCAUUGUCCAAGGGACUUUUGGCACGAAGACGACGACGAAUACGAGGACGAAGAAGACCUGGACGAAGAUCUGUACGAAAAUGAUCGAACGUUAAACGAGAAUCGAACGAGUUGCGAGAUGGACGAUCGUCUGACGGUGUUCGGCGAUUCGGUAUGCAAUUACGCCACCUCGAUGGACUAUAGAAACACGAUCGAUCUGCGCGAGAUCGGGAUCGAAUCGAAGAGGGACGCCCUGUUGGAUCUGAAGUCUGGCCAGGCAGCCGUGUCGAGUUCCUUUCGUCUGUUGCAGACCAGGUUAAAUAUAGCCGGUGGUAUGGCGCACGCUCGCAACAACAUGGUCGCCGAUCAUCAUCCUCGUAAUCAUCAUCAUCAUUAUCAUCAUCAACAGCAUCAAGAAGAGGAGCAGCAAGAGGAGCAGCAGCGGUACGGUUACGAGGAGCACGAGCCGCGGCAGCACCAACGUCAAGGGUGGAGCAAGGAGGAGUGCUUUAAUUUUAGAUUCACGGAUAAAUCUCAAAGCGCGCCCAGUCUGCCUAGUACCGUCGACCAGUCCGCACACGGUUUGUGCUCGUUAGCUGGUUACUCUUCCUCCUCGAGGGUUACCUCUUUCGUUUCCACCUCGAAUCUAUUCGAGAAUUACACGAGAGUAGCCAGCGUGCCGGUCGACCUGAAUCUCUGCGGUGUUUCCUUGCUGCACGAGGAUGAUGAUAGGCGGCAGUCUGCUCGAGUGAGUCUGCACGAUCACGAAAUGGCGGAGGUGGAGAAACGGUUGGACAGCGUGGAGGAGGAAGAGGAGACGAAGGGUGGUUCGUUGACCAGUUCAGUCAGGACGCAAGCUCCUCAGGGUGUGAUGGUUGACGUCAAAGGGGACGCGAAGCUCGAGGAAAAGGAUAGUACGAAACCGAGGGAGAAGAAACAAAUGACAUCGACGGUGAAGACGCAGGAUCGUGGAAAUUGCGUGCUCGACAUUGCCCUGGCGAUCGAGAACGAUGUGGAUGCCGCGAUCGACGAUGCGAUGAAACAAUUCAAGCGAGACGUGUUAGAAGCUAACGUCUCGAACGGUAAUGGCAUUCAGAGAACGCCCUCGGGUAGACCUCGAAAGGUGAAGAACACCGCCAGCUACGAAUUGGCUCAGCAAUUUGAGGUCGACGAGCGAAGCUUUCGUGCUAGCAUGUUGCGCAAGGAUUUCGGUAAUGAAAACGAGAAAAGCCCGAAAUCGCAGAGGAGCAGCGGCAAGAAACGAGUAUUGAACAACGCCAGUUACGAGUUGGCCCAGCAGUGCGAUUACAUAAAGGCACUGCAGUCGUCGAGGGGCGCUUUCCAGAGAAUGGACGCAUGCGACGAACUGGAGGAAUCCGGCCGAUCCUCGCGGCUCUGGGUCACCGACAUAGUGCAACAGAUGAGCAGCCAUUCGACGUCGAAUUUGACCAAUCAUUACGUCGAGCCUUCUCCGGACACGAGGAAGUAUUCCAAAUCAACGGAGAACCUUACCGCUCAAUUCUCCGCGGGACCGUUCACCAGGAUCCCGAUCGAUCAGCUGGGCCAGCGAUUGAAAAAGCAGCAGCAGGACGAAACGAUCCUGAGCCAGAUAAAAAAAAACUCGGAUCCAUUUUCAGUUUAUGGAGAAGAUCCUAACGCACGUGCCUUAGUAAACGACGAGAUAGAUUAUCCCUGCUUGGAAACCAAACCCAUAGGAACUUUCAGCCCGGAGGGGGGCGUAAAACCUCAGCAAUCCACCCCAGUACACGAAAACGUAUCCCAAGACGAAUCACAUCGAAUCACCGUAUCGAACGCGUUCCACGAGCACCGGAAGGAUCCGGAUCCGAGCAGCGUGGCGGACAAUUCGAAGAAAUGUUUCAUCGGUGACUUUUAUCCGGAAAAGAUCGUGCGGUUGCAGUCGCAAGAGGAGGAGGAGGAGGAGGUUGAGAGAAAUGGCGGGAAGGAGGAAAAUUCAUGGCCCCCGUGCAACAGGAACGCUGGCGAACGUCUAUGGAGGGUCAUAGUGGAAAAGCAGGUCGCCGAGAAGGAAUCUUCCACGGAGAAGGUUCCAAACGAGCAAGAGGGGGAGGGUAAAGUGAAAGAAAGAGAAUCAGAAGAAGAGGAGAGGAAGAGGAAAGAAGCGAGGGGACAGACUGUCCACGUUGUUCGUUCCCCACCACCCAGCGGUAGCAGCGGUAACAGCGACCGCCUGGAACCUACUGAACGGAGUGGGAAUCCAGCGGUGGCCGUGGCAGUUGAUACGAAUGAUCGCGGUGAUCGCGACAAACGCGACGAGGAGAACGCUCCGGCAACAACAACCGCGCCGCCGGUGGUCAGGGUAGACGAGCCGACCAUGUCGACUACCAGCACGACGAAAAGAGGGUUCGUCGCGGCUCCCUCGAAAAAGGAACUACCCCCGACGAAAUUUCAAAGGAACACGAUCGUCGACUCGUCGUCCGCGACCAUGGCCAAGGAGGAGAGAAAGAAAGGCGGACUAGGUGGCUUUCUUCAACGUUUCUCCAGGCUACGGUUCAGUGGUAGGUCGAAAGUGCCGCGGUCCGAGGUGCAGAAAAAAAGUGACACUCACGGCCAAGUGAAUCGCGCCCAAGUGAUCGAGGAAAAGACUAAAAAGGAGCCGGAUUAUAUCAUCAUUCCGUUGCAUCCACCGGAAGAUGAGAAACGGAAGGAGGGUCAGGUGCACGCGGAGAGCAGAACCGAUUCGGAUAACAACAGGACCGUCGGUGAUGUUCAGAGAAGUUCUUCCAAUAUCAGUGCGAACGGGAGGGCGCCAGUGUCCAGCAAACCACCCCUGCCUCCGCAGCCACCCCGCGUCGGGGCGCUGAGUUCGAGAACGUCGACGGGCGCGUCGUCGUCGUCGGCGACGGUGUGUUCGUCGCGCCGACGCGCGGCCACGGACCUUGGAAAUCCGGCGGCCAUCGAGAUGGCGAAAGCCCGUACGAUGCAGGCCGCCCAGGAGCGCCCGGUCGGCCUGCUCGAGACCGACCUCGACGAGGCCGUGCCGUCGACCACCAGCACCGCCUCCACCAACGCCACCGGGAAGAAGACCAGAAGCCUGCUAAAUCUGAAUCACAGCUCGACCGUGCCGAGACCGAGGCCAGAGCACGCCCUCCACGUACCCCAGUCGCCUGUCGCCGCUUCGCACAGGAGCCCCCGCGACGACGACCCCGCGUCCACCAUCAACCAACGGCCACACAAAUCCAUGGAGUUCCUCCUCGACAAGGAGAAUCUGCAUUUCGUCAAGCCGCCGGAGAACGAGUUGCAGAAGGUUGGCGAACGAGUGCCGAGUGAACACGAGCUCAGAGUGCAAAGAUCUUUGCAGAGACUGAACGUCCCGGAUUGGUACAAGAAUUCUCCCGCGGCUCGCGAUGGUUUCCGGUUAAAGAGGCACUCCGAUGCGUCUCAGCACGGAGGCUGGCGUGCUUUGGGCUCAAAAACCACUUCCCUAUCCUCCCUUUCGUCGUCUUCCAAUAGACAGCCGACUACAGGUGCUCUUCUAAGUCCGAGUCCCACGCCGCCUGUAUUUUCGAGAUGGAGCACCAGCUUGCUGAACAGUGCCGGAAGUUCGCCAGCAAGUUCGGCGAGGUCGUCGUUCAACCAUCGACAGCCGUACUUGGGCUGGCGUUCGCAGGAACGAUUGACGAAUCCUCGAACACCGGCGGAACGUCUUGCUCAGGGUAUUCUUCCUCAGUUGCAAGCAGCAAACAAGCAGCAGCAGCAGCAGCAGCAACAGCAACAACAACAGCAGACAACGAAUCAGCAGCUAGAGGUAAGGAACUCGAUAAAGGAGGUAACCUCGGCCAUUGUGCACUACGUGCAAAGCGGUCAGGAGGUUGGUGGAGGUGGCAGGCUGUCGCCUCGACCUCGACCUGAAGACUGGGACGACAGGGGUGGAGCAAGGUCGACCAGCCCCAGAGGAUCGGGCCAGAGCGAUACGGACGAGGCAAUGGCGACGGCAGCUCUUCUGCGGAACAAACCGAGCCCCGGUUCCACGACCCUGGAGGACGUCCUUGACUCCCUCCUUGGGCUGCCAUCCGCGUCGCGUACCCCGAGUCCUGGGCCUGGUCCCGUGGUAACCGGUACAUCUUCCACCAUGCGACAUCGAACUAACGUCGGCCAGGCUAAUGCGAAAGCCGGGAAGAGCUGCAGCGACCUACGCCAAGACCUCCAAGAGUCCGCUAGGAGCGUGAUGGACGUACAAGGAGCCUCGUGUGAGGAGCGCAGCUCGUACUACGUCGGCGAGCUGGUGAGACGCAAGAGCGAGGGCAGCGACGCGAUACCCUCCAAGACCACGGGCACGAUGCAGUCGAAGGGUGGUCCGUUACGUCAACGAAGGGUCUCGUUCGACAACCACGAGACGAACGGGCUGAUGGCCGGUAACGCGACCGAGAAGAUGGUCCGAUGUCGCAACAACAAGUGCAGCAACCAGGCCACUCUGGCCGAAGCGAGGAAGAGUUACAAGAGUUGUCACAACUGCACCUGCCUGUAUUGUUCGAGGGAGUGCAGGAGGGCACACUGGCAGCGUCACCGUAAGACCUGCCUGCACUCCCGGGCCGGAAGCCUGUGCAAGCAGGUGUUAUCGUCCGCGAAGGAGGAUCCGAUCAGCUUGAAGCACAUCUCGGCGCUGGCGAGACGCGGCUACGCGUCCCACGGCCGCGGGGCUGUCAAGUGCUUCUUCUCUUCUCCGGAGACAGCGGAGAAGUUCAUCGCGAACGGUUUCGUGGACUUGGGCGAGCCAACGUACGUUAGGUGGUCCGACUUGCUGGCCAGCGAGAUGGGCGCGGAAUUGUACGCCGAGGUGAUCAGGCUCUGCAAGUCUUACAACCCGGAGACCAGGCUGGUAUUGUACGUCGCCGUUUGCGUGGUCAGCGAGGUGCCCACCAGCGGGGCGGUCAAAUGGGAGCGACAGUUGGUGUCCAGGUGCGCAAAGAUCCACCUGGACUCGGUCAACAGACAGCAUACCUCCUCGUCGUCAGCCUCGCCCCAAGGCAGGCAACAGUCCACCUCUCCCUGCAACAUUACUAGAGAAAUGGAGUCCCCGGAGAUGCUGGUGCUCACCUCGUUACCCGGCAACAACGGUCAGAACACACCGAAGAAGAUCCGAGAGAUCAGUUUCACGAACAUCCAGAGGCAAUUGAAGUUAAGAGGUGUUUCGUUGAGAAGGCACUUCCCUCAGGUGUACAGGAAGCUCCGCGCGUACGUGGACGGCACCGUGGACAAAUUCGCGCCGGUCACCAUCUACCCGAGGGACCAGGCGUCCGGCAAGAGUUUCAUGUGCAUCAUCAUGCUCGACGUGGAGCCGGAACGUCUUCAGCUGCUUCCUACGGACUCUUCGAGGGUCAGGACCGUCGACAUCAGCGUCGAGCAGGAAUGAACGGUAACCGGGGAUGGUUUCUCGUUCGAUCGAAUGAUUUUUUUUUUACUAAAUCGGUAAGAUUGAUCUGCAGAGACGAGGUGUUCGGAGCUGGGGACGGUGCUCUGUUUACCCUUCGUCCUGUACCGCUAGCGAAACGGCUGAAGAAGAUGGAAAACGAAAGUAGAACCGUCCUUCGUAGACGGUUUGCCAAAUCGAGGACGCGUCGAGUGGUGGGAUGACAUCGCACUUCAAUGCAACGUAGGGGUUUCUAUAAAUCGGAGGAUCCAUCCCCUAUGUUUAAGAGAAAUCUACGUUGCCGCGAAGUGUACCAUGCAAUUUCAUACGGAGCAACAAACAAAGUAUAGAUGCUUUCCCUCGGUUGAUAGUAGUUAGGGAACUACUCGCUGAAAGUCAGACAAGUAGUAGUCUUCUCGAUCUACCCAGGGAUGUCAUCUAUACCCCGAACAGAUUACACUCUAAUCAGACCGUACGUUGCAAAAACGCUCUCACCUAAAUUCGGAUUGAGAUAAUUCGUGCAACGAGGAUCGGUUUCCGUGGGCAUUUAACGAGCGUGUUUCUCAUCGACAACUGAUCGCAUUUAUCAGUUUCAUUCGCGAGUAUUCUUCGUGAAGCUUAGAGGUACUUCUAAAAUCGCUUCGAUAGAUCAAAAAAAAAAAAAAGAAAAGAAGAAACUCCUCGAUUUGGUUGUUACUGAUUGUCAAAUGUUUAUUAAUUACAUCGAUCGUCGAACGAGUUAACGAGCGAUCGUGAUAGAACAACGGUUCCUAUCGGCAUUCAGACACUGAAUUGUCCUUCUAUCUUUUUACCAUGAAAAUGAAUCCGUGUACCAAUCGAAGAUUUUUCAAUCGAAACUUUCAAUUUACCACCCUAGCGUUAAUAUCGAUGCUAUUGAAAGUAUGUUCAUUUUCUUUGUUCGUUAUUUCUUUAGACGGAAUAAUGUUAUACUUUCAAGGCAACCGCUGCUCUAAAGGAAAAACGUUCGAAUCGCUGCAAUGUUCGACGAGUCGUUCUCGAAAGUAAACGACGAAGAAAAUAUCUUGUUGUCCUUUCGUUUGGAUUUAACGUAGUUACGGUUGUAUUUUUUGAAUUUUAUCCUAUAUAUUAUAUACAUAAAGAUUAAUUCGACAUUGAUCCCGACACGGUCAGACCGACUCGAGUCGUUCUAUUAUCUCGAGUUAGCCUGAAUCGGUCCGUGAAAAAUGGCAUACUUAGAACCGGGCGUGUUUGCACCUUUCACAGUUCUCCUCUCGUGGAAAAUUCCGAUGGAAAAAUAAGGAGAUCUAAAAAUGUUCAAUCCGUGAACCGACUAGCGGCCGGUGUCCCUUGAAAGUAGACCUUUCUAUACCAGAGUAAUCGUCGAGCUCAAAUCUAAUCACUACCGUUCUCCACAGACGCGAUUUAUUGUGCCAAAAAAAAGUAGAACAGAACGACGAUUUUUCUUGAAACGCGAAGAAAUUAUAAUCUGCACGGAUCGCGAUCGAGACAGGAACGUAGUAUUUUCGAAUCUCAUCUCGUGGACUAACUUCGUGGCAAAGAGGGUGCUCUUGCUUUCGAGGGUGGAAUUUUAUUAUUCCGUUGAAAUUACCGAGUUUUCUUUUCGUUUAUCUAGAAAUCGUAUUGGAAUAAUAGUUUAUUUUAAAAAAGAUUCACUGGCUGUACACGUUACUCGAAAUGGGAUUAAUUUCUCUGUAAGGUAGAACGCGGUUCGCUAUUCUGUUCGGCGAAUGAAACAUUUAACUUUUUCAAUUUCUCGAUUGUCAUCAAUAUUUCAGAGUCGAUACUCUUGUUACGUGAAAUUCUUGACGAGAUGUUAAACGUAAGAAGGGAAACAAUAAUAGUGCCAAUGGUGAAGUUCUUAAUCUCGCAACGCUCAAUUAAAACAUCUUCUUUUCACCAUGUAAAUAUCGAUUAAAAACUGACAAUUUCAGUUCGGAAAAUUUCAGAAAAUGCUUGCAAAUAGACCGAUGAAUAAUAUUUCAAUUAUCCUAAAUUCUUCAUACUUUCAUUUUAUUCUCCCUUUCUUAUCCCAAGAAUUUUACCUUCUACUAACCGAUCGUAAUCAAAAGACUAUGAGAUUCACGUUACUUGAACAGAGUAAUUUCUAGUGCCAAUGGUAGAAUCCCUGAUAGCUUCUGUCGAGGCCGUCAAGCGAGGCAAUUUGAUAAAAUUUCAACGAAUAUAUUAUUCUUGUAACCGUGCAACGCCUUAGUCGAGACGAAUCGCAGAAGCUGAUUUUUCUACAAUUUCUUGUUGCAUCUGCUGUACACCUGACAAAUUUAUCGCUAUAAAAUAUAAAGUACACCUGUAACGAA
Messenger RNA from Osmia bicornis bicornis, 10298 nucleotides. RefSeq lists its product as uncharacterized. The record is from RefSeq and is a predicted model, not a curated record. Gene Ontology annotation, cellular component: apical junction complex; plasma membrane. Gene Ontology annotation, biological process: cell-cell junction organization. NCBI's taxonomy places the organism in Eukaryota, Metazoa, Arthropoda, Insecta, Hymenoptera, Megachilidae.